Molecule: messenger RNA, 423 nt
Organism: Entrophospora sp. SA101
Lineage: Eukaryota; Fungi; Glomeromycota; Glomeromycetes; Entrophosporales; Entrophosporaceae
Source: the annotation of a GenBank genome assembly
AUGGCACAUGCUUUAGUUUAUCUUCACCAUAAAAAUAUAAUCCAUCGAGACAUUAAGCCUGAAAAUCUUUUAUUGGGUCCAAACAAUGAUCUUAAAAUAGCUGACUUUGGUUGGUCAGUACAUGCUCCUGGUCAAAGACGUAGAACAUUUUGUGGCACAUUGGAUUAUCUUCCACCAGAGAUGGUUGAUGGUCUAGUUCAUGAUUCAAAGGCUGACUUGUGGAAUCUUGGAGUUUUAUGUUAUGAACUGUUGUCUGGUACAGUUCCAUUUUCAGGACCAGGUGGUCGCGAAGGUACACACAAAAGAAUAGUGAGAGUGGAGUAUUCAAUGCCUGAUCAUAUAUCAGAAGAUGCCAAACAUUUUAUUAAAUUGGUAACUACUAUCUUUACUGCUAUCCUGAUUAUUUCAAUAUUUACAAAAUAA